Drosophila willistoni is the source of this 2355-nucleotide messenger RNA. RefSeq lists its product as uncharacterized. Lineage: Eukaryota; Metazoa; Arthropoda; Insecta; Diptera; Drosophilidae. The transcript is spliced from 4 exons. The coding region runs from base 232 to 2307 and encodes 691 amino acids. The record is from RefSeq and is a predicted model, not a curated record.
ACCCGUCUCUGUCAGAGCGUCGAUUUCUCAAAUGCUAAGAAAGGAAAAAAAUACAAAACGAGGAAGCGAUCACUGAUGUUGUAACGAAAAUAAAAUACAAAACAAAGGCAUCUUUUUAACAAAUACUGUGGAUUUCAAUGGUUUCACAUUUAUCUACAAAAUAGAAAAGGAAAAUAAAAGCGUCGUGUUUAGAUAAAGGAGGCCGACACAAAAAAAAAAACACUUAAAAUCAUGUCUGAUCUUGGAAAAUUCCAAAAUAAUCCGGCAUGGCGUGAAAAAUUGUGCAAAUUUCUAUUAAAGGAACGUUCACCGCCUAAGAAGAUAAUCCCAGCUGCAGAGAUAAUGCAGCAAGCAAAGGAAAGUCCUUACAGAAUACACAAGGCAGAAAUGAAUCCACCACUUGAUCAGUCCGACGACAGUCUUGAGGUCGACGACACCUUCUCGGCCAUGGAACGUAUGUGCGAUAAAAGUGGAUCCGAUCCGGAUAGCACUUUAUUUCAAUAUCUGCACAGCGGUGAUAAGGAACAGAUCAUCCAUUUGGCCAAAGAGCGAAACCAGAGCAAGGAAUUGCCAGAUGAUACAUUCGCUGCCAUUGAACGAAUGUGUGAUAAAAGUGUAUCCGAUCCAGAUAGCACUCUAUUUCAUUAUCUACAAAGCGAGGAUAAGCAAAAAUUCAUUCAAAAGGAAUUUACAGAUGAUAAUAAGGAAUUUGAAGCAUUAAAUCGCUUAAUGGCUGAUAUAAGCACUCAGGAACAAAUCGAUAUGGAGAGUCCUCUAAAAGGUGUGGAGCACACACUAUUGGAGGAUGUUGAGGCACCUUCUCGUUUUUGGGACAGUGAUUCAUCUGUCAGUCAAGACGGAUUGAUGCCCAAGAAGACAUCCCCCGUCAAAAUGGUUGGCUUAUUACGUCCAUCAACCAUUAUUGAGGCAAAUGAAGCAGAUGCCUCCAGUAAUGCAUCAUCCACUAAUGGUUCAUCGUUGAUGAGCAGUUUCCAAACCGCCAUGGGAGGAUUAAAGACCAAUAUUACAAUGAGCAGUUGCUAUGAGACAGCUACAGAUACAUCUGUAGCUGGCAUGGAUGAGGCUGAGGCUGGUAGUGUGAGUGUAGAUCACUUAUUAGAUGCAGCCAUACGCCAAGCUAAAGCCACGCCCCAAAAACAAAUCGAGGAACUUAUUAAUACUGAAGAAAACUGUGAAAUGGAAAAUACUAUUAUAGAAUUAUCAUCCUCCUCGGAUGAGGAAUAUGAGAAUGAACAGGCCACAACUUCUAUUAAAUCGGAGAAUAUUACUGUGCAGCUAGAGGAGGAGGAGGAGGAGGAAGAUGAUAAAGAAAAUUCACGAUCCAUUAAUUUAAACAAUACCAUGGAAGAAAUGGAAUAUAUGAUGCAAAAGGGUUUGGAAUAUAUUGCUGCCAGCAGUGCUGCCAAGAACACGCAUUCACCUAAAGCCUCUGUCGCCACCGCCGCCGCCCCUUCACCUACAACAGUUCUAUUUAAGGCUCCUCCUGCUCCUGCACUAAAAAUUACCACUUUAAAGUCACCCAAGACCUUUACUAUUACACCAACUGGGUCACCCAAAAAGUUAAUUAAACAAAACACAUUUGUUGUAUCACCUCGAUCGAAACCUAAGUCAUCACCUCUGGCCCAAAAGAAACUUACUCCAUCAUCCUCAGGCAUGGAUCGCUUUGAUAUUAAAAUGGAACAACCGAAAAGGAAGUUCUUCAUGGAUACUCCAACAAAAUCAUCGGGAACGGCAUCGGCUAUACCCAUGCGGCAUCAAAUGAAACUAAAAACACCCACAUAUGAUCAUAUUGUUAGUCCGAUUCGUGCAUACACUCACAAAUCUGGGACUGCUCCGUUGAUGAGUCAAUUCCAUAAGACAGGCAAUGAAUUCAGCUCAGAGGUGAUGACCGACUUGGAGAAGGGAUUGGAACAUAAUAAUCAUUUACAAAAGCCCCGCCAAGAUGAGGCACAGAUGAUGAAUGCUUUAAAUAUGUCAGAGAUCGAUGGAAUCGAUCGUACCACAGCUCGCCGUUUGCCCAAGAAGGCUUAUAUUGGUUCCAAAACUAAGCAUGUGGUGGAUGAACGUACACCCAUGCCAAUGCCAAAUGUGCCGAAAAUACAGAAAUAUUUGAACUCUGCCGUAGAGCCCACUGUACUGCGUCAUGAUGGCAAGAUGAAACUACCGAGUGGAGGACAAGCACAAGCCUCACAUAUAGCAAGACCUUCGAAUCAAAGUUUGGCUGAUCUUAGUCUAGCCUCCGGUGAUGUUUCGUUAUACACAAUGAAGGAUGCGCAAAAAUUCUAAUUUAAUUAUUAUAUGCUUGUCCAUUAACAAUAAAAAAAAUAACAAAAA